GGAGGGUAUAAAGUAGGAGCCCGGGGCUGCCCCCACGGAGCAGAACACGGUGCAGCCAUGAGGGCAUCGCUCCUGCUCGCCCUCGCCUGCGUGGCCGUCCUGGCAGUGGGAGCAAGGGCCGACACGCCCGAGGAGCCGGAGGCGCUGGUGAAGAAGGUGCAGGAAUACACCCAGAAAGCCGCGGCCAUGGCCAAGAACGCCUUCAGCACCCUGCGGGAGUCGGAGGCAGCUCGGCAUGCCAGGCAGUGGCUGUCGGACACGGCGGAGCUGGCCAAGCAGGGGCUGGCCAAGCUGAAGGAGCAGCUGUCGGGCCUCCUGAAGCGGACGCCGGCCUCAUAGCCCUGCCGGGGGCUGCCCGGGGGCUGGUCGGGCUGCGGACCCCCCGGCUCCCCCGACGCCGUCGCGGUUCUUGCAAUAAAGCGGCGCUGAAGCAGA
Messenger RNA from Apus apus (common swift), 435 nucleotides. Its product is annotated as apolipoprotein C-III-like. Bases 58 to 339 code for a protein of 93 amino acids. The record is from RefSeq and is a predicted model, not a curated record. Gene Ontology annotation, molecular function: lipid binding. Gene Ontology annotation, biological process: lipid transport; lipoprotein metabolic process. The transcript is spliced from 4 exons. Gene Ontology annotation, cellular component: extracellular region. Lineage: Eukaryota; Metazoa; Chordata; Aves; Apodiformes; Apodidae.